This is a messenger RNA of Cladocopium goreaui, 1431 nucleotides long. NCBI's taxonomy places the organism in Eukaryota, Dinophyceae, Suessiales, Symbiodiniaceae. The record is from the annotation of a GenBank genome assembly.
AAGGUGGGACACUCCAAGAUGGACGUCUCCAGGGACGGCCAGGUGGGACACUCCAAGAUGGACGUCUCCAGGGACGGCAAGGCUGAUGUCAAAGCCACUGCGCGAAGUGCAGAAGAUCACGAGAUUUUCUGCUUGCGGAAUGAGGUCCACUUGCUGCGGCGUGAAGUGGCAUGGCUUCAGCAGGAAGAUGGAGCUCCGCAAGGGUUGAGUACUGCAGCAAGGCCAGAACCAAUGCGUUUUGGAAUGCACGCGCCCCGAUUGGUACGAGACAAGGAUGUGACCGGAGACAAAGCCACCGAGAAAGUUGAAGAGAAAGUUCCCCCGACGAAGGAGGAAAUCGUGGUGGCACUGAAGAAUGAGCGUGAGUGUCUUAAGCAGGAAGCCCAACAGUUGCGACAAAGCCGAGCGCCAGGAGCAUCAUCGCCAAGCAAAAAAGGUGGAGAUCAGCUUGUGGAUCCGAAAAAACCCGAUGGAUCAAGAGCUGCACCCACAGAAGAGUCCGAGAAUACAGCCGACAAAGCGACGCCCAGCAAGCAGGAAGCUGCCCCGAGAAACAUGACUCCAACCAGGUCUGAAGCAAAGAAGUCAGAUCUAACGGAGAAGUCAUCCGCCGUCAGAGAUAUCUCAAGGAGCAAAACACCAAGCCGGUCCACUGCAAAAAAUGGAGCAACUGAGAAACCAGCACCAGUGGGGAAAGAUGCUUCAAGAAGCACUUCCGGCAGACCUGCCAAGAUUGUUGCUUCGAGUGAGCCACCGUCUCGGGGCGGGACUUCCAGAAGUGCAACGCCCAGACUGAAAUUUACACCUGCUGAGAGAAAGGUGGAGUCGCCCAACAAGCGCAGGACACCUUCGCCCGACCCAAAGAAGGGCCGGAUAGACUCUGCCGCGCAGGCCUGGAAAACUUUGGCGAAAGCAGCCACUGUGAAGCCGAUUCAGGCUACCAGCGCGCGGAAGUUCCAGCAGGAGAAGCUACGACGAGCCAAGAGUCCAACCCCCAAACAGAGGAGCGUCUCUCCGGUUGGGACUCCCAAGCGAAGUACGAGCCCGAAAUCGCCAGCGAAGGUUUCGCCUCGUGGUGCUUCACCUGCAAAAAAACGUGGGAUGACGAUGAAGGUUGCUUUGACGUCCGGUACCCCUCAGAUCUUUGAUCGCCUGCACAAGGAUCAUGCCCACCGAAUGUGGGUGCUUGAGGAGCGACAGGUUUUGGCGCAGGAAACCGAGCAACGCGUGGCCAAGGCGCUACAAGGGCGAACAGUCACCGUGGGUUCUGCCGCCGAAGUGCGCGCCGCUGGUCAUCGGCUCUACGACGAAGCCCUCCGGAGCCGGGAACGGCUGGAGGCCAAGCGACGGCAGCAGCGAGACGCCGAAGCGUUGGAAGAUUUGCAAAGAGAAACUUGGUGCGGAAUGGACAAGAAAAAGCGGUUGUUCUAG